UGACACACACACCGGAUGUUGUCAGCAACCAUUGAAUACCACGAAGAAGAAGAGGCAAAAGUAGAAGAGUUGAACAGAAAAGACGUUUGUUCACAUCAAACUAUGUGGUAGAGUGAGUUGUGUUGCUUUUCACGAUGGCGUCUCAGAGAGUUCUCCCUCAGAGCAAAGAGACUCUGCUACAGAACUACAACAAGAGAUUGAAGGAUGACAUCAAGUCCAUCCUGGACAACUUCACAGAAAUUAUUAAAACAGCAAAGAUAGAAGAUGAGACACAGGUGGCUCGAGCAACUCAAGCAGAGCAGGACCAUUUUGAAAUGCAUGUCAGAGCGGCCAACAUUGUCCGUGCCGGCGAGUCACUGAUGAAGCUGGUGUCGGAUCUAAAGCAGUUCCUGAUUCUGAACGACUUUCCCUCCGUAAACGACGCCAUCAGCCUCCAGAAUCAGCAUCUGCGCUCGCUGCAGGACGAGUGCGACAAGAAGCUCACGUCGCUCCGGGACGAGAUUGCCGUCGACCUGUAUGAGCUAGAGGAAGAAUAUUACUCCUCCAGGUACAAGUAGGCUUAUACUUCCCAUCCCACCACCCACUCUUCUGUCCCAUGACCUGCACCAUGAACUAUAUGUCACCUCAUACCAUUCACCGCUGAGGCCGAGAAAAGGGUGUAGUUCCACCAUCUUCUGUGUCGGGGUUUAUCGUCAUCGACUCAUAUCAUCGCCGAGAUUCACUAAGUGACUUUACAUUGUGAUUGAUUAUCAAGUGCCUUGACUGUUUGACUAAUUACCACAAACGUCAUAGAGCAGUGCAAAGGACUGAAUCAGCAAGCUCUUGAACUUAAACUGCUCAGUUUUUUUUAUAUUUGGACAUUGUGAAGGUUUACAUGAAUAGAAAGCACUGUGCUGAUUUUAGUGCUGUGUUCAUAUGUAAACAGGGACCAGACUUUAUUGUUUCCUGGUCUGAGAGACUUUUUAAUGGAUAGUUUAGGUUUUUUUGAAGUGUCAUUGUAUGACUAUGUCAGAAACAGCAAAUUACUGUGAACUUGUCUGUAACCUGGACAUUCCCUGUCGUUGAUGACAUGGCUGCCUGCAGAGACAGAGGACAAUUUUAUUUUAUUUUAGACACUUAUCAAAAGGCCCACUUAAUAUCUAAAAUCUACUCCUGCUUAAGUCUCUGACAUGUUAAGAAUAUGUUUGCCGCUUUUUCCUCAUCAAAACAGCCCUUUCUUCUUGAAAACGGAAGUUUGUAAAUGGCUCACUCUGCUGCACCAAUGUCCAUACAGAAAAUCAGUGCUUCCUGUGGUAACUUUGUGACACUAGUAAAUACAUACAAAGGAUUUUUAAACACCGAACACACAAAAUAAGACGCCUGAACUUAGCUGAUGUAGACAGCAGCUCAUAAACAACUCUUUUCUGCUGUGAUGUAAAAUGGCUGAUUUUCUCAGUGGACUUUGGUGCUGAGGAGAGAGCAGUGUACAGGCUUAUGUUUCCAGCUGAGAAGUGCUGUUUAACUGUGAGAUUAAGUGUCAAACAGGUGUAUAUUAGCUGAGCCUUUUGUUCAGUGACUAAAAUUAGCUCCCGCUUAAGCUCAUACAAGUACACUUCAAAAAAACCUAAACUACUUGAGUUGUUUUAGACUAAAAUAACAAAUAGCUUAGUUUUGAGAGUAAGCUCACCUUUUACACAUGAAACCAACUCAAACUAAAUUAUAGAUUUUAUAAAAUUAUAAUUACUUAAUUAAAGAUUAUUUAAAAAAUAUAUUUAAAUCAUCACAUGCUACAUUUUAGGGAUUUUAAGGACUGUUUUGAUAGAUGUGUGUUAUAGACACAGUGAGACUUCUGUAAAAGCAACAAGACUUUUUGACUGAUUUGACUGAUUCCGUGCGGAGAACAUGGAAAGCUGUUACCAUGGAAGCACGUAUCAAUCUCACAUACACACACACACACGCUGUGGUUGAACGUGUGUACCAGACCAAAUUAUUAAGAAAUAAACCAGAGACUAAACACUGUAA
Solea senegalensis (Senegalese sole) is the source of this 2001-nucleotide messenger RNA. It is a transcript of the gene med22, whose product is annotated as mediator complex subunit 22. The transcript has 4 exons. The record is from RefSeq and is a predicted model, not a curated record. Bases 135 to 557 code for a protein of 140 amino acids. NCBI's taxonomy places the organism in Eukaryota, Metazoa, Chordata, Actinopteri, Pleuronectiformes, Soleidae. Gene Ontology annotation, molecular function: transcription coregulator activity. Gene Ontology annotation, biological process: regulation of transcription by RNA polymerase II. Gene Ontology annotation, cellular component: mediator complex.